UCCUCGUGCAGUGUGUUCGACAGUGUUGUUCUGCUCUGUGGAGUGUGUGUGAUUAUAUAUAUAACUUGAGUAGAUCGGGUGACACGGCGGUGGCGGUGAGCUGCACCUGCUCGCGCGCGUCACACUGUUCCCGCACGCGCAGCUCGCGCUCGCGCUCGCAGUGUCGUAACGCUAUAACGCGUCCUCAGCGCUUAACGGCUUCACUCACACAGCCAGGGACAUGACAUCUCAGAAACAGAAACAGAGACUGGCUGAGAUCAGAGCGCUGGAGAAUAUUCUGGACGGAUGCAAAUUCGAUCUCAGCGCCGUCGAUGAGGUCUGGCCGAACUUGUACAUCGGGAACGUGGCAAUCGCUCAGAACAGAAGUGCUUUAAAGAGGAUGGGCAUCACGCACAUCCUGAACGCAGCCCACGCCAAACAGGGCAGUCUAGGAGAUGAGAGUUAUUACGGUACUGCCUUUGUUUAUUACGGUAUCCCGGCGGAUGACUCGGGCAGGUUUGAUAUCAGCGUGCACUUCCGGCCUGCGACUGACUUUAUUCAUAAAGCCCUCAAGAAGAAAAACGGAAAAGUGCUUGUGCAUUGCAUUAUGGGAGUGAGUCGCUCAGCUACUUUAGUCCUGUCCUACUUAAUGUUACGUCAGCAUCUCACUCUCCGCGCUGCCAUCCAACACGUCAUCCAGAGGAGACCAGUUUACCCUAACAGGAACUUUCUGGGCCUCCUGCUUGAGCUAGACACACAACUGCAGAGAAAACGAAUGGUGUGUCCAAUUCUCUGACAUCACAGCACUGGCAAGAACUCUCCCAUGUGUAUUGUGACAAGACAAAUCUUUUUAAAAUAGUUUUCAGUCCAAAAGUACGUAUACAGUAUGUGUGUUUAUAUAAGCAUAUAUGUAUAGUACUUGUUUUAUACAUAUUUUAAUCUGCAUUUUUCGGUAUGUAAGAAAGCGUUCUUGCAAUUAAUAAGACGUUAGAGAUGUAUGUGGAUAGUUCACUAUAUGACAACACAUAGCUGUGACACUGAAGAAGUGCAUCAGAGAUUAUUCUUAGCGGCAGUUACAUUUAUAGCACAACAGAUAUAAUGAAGUAAUGACAACUGCGUUCUUGUAAUUCUUGGCUCGGGAUCUUCUCUGCCACGUAAUCUUUAAACCAAUCAACAGUAAUAAGAAAUUCGGGUAAAAAGGGGAGUGCUGGAGUCCUGGACUGAGUCUGUCCUGGGAACCCUGGACAUGGCAGGAAUACACUCUAUACAGGAAGCCAGUCCACUACCGAACACUAAGAUUAUUCGUAGAAACCGUAAUCCAAGCUCACAAUUAAACUCAGGACCCUGUCACCAUGAGCAGGAGACAACAGUAAUCACUGUGCAACCAUGCUGUCCUUAUUCAAGACACAUAGGUUUUAUUCAAGCAUGUACAAAGGACUGUUAACUUAUUAGAGACAGGCUAGUUGUGUACUGGAAUUAUCCUAUUUAUUUAUUUAUUUAUUUAUUUAUUUAUUUAUUUGUUUGUUAGGGCUUGUUAAACAGUGAUCUUCACUCUUCUCUGCAAAGAGCCAUUAUGGUUUCAGGCUUCCAUUCAAAAUAAAUAAUAACCUCAAAAUGGUAAUUUAACAAUCAAGAUCAAAUGAUUAAACGAGAAGGCAGGGCUAAGUGCUUCUGCUUAGUUAGAAUGUAAAAAUUGAUGGAGGCUUGCCAUUGGUGAAGAAAUCUGAAGAUCCCUGUUGUAGAGGCUGCUUUAUGAAAUUAAGCACAAAAGAAAACCGAGCCAUUCAUUAUUGUUGUGCUUUGUAUUAUAAUGAUGUAUUUGAUUUUAAAUAUUUUAUUCUUUAAAUGAUGUGUUUAAAGAUUAAUUGAUAACAGAAAAAUGUCAUCGUUUUUUAUUCAUUUAGAUUAUAUUUUGUUACAACAGUUUCUUAGGCUGGGGAAAGUGCAGUUUCUGAACCCAUCAGUAUUUUGAACUGAAAUGUAAUGUGUGGUGAUAACUGGACGGAUUUAAUUUUGAUUAUUACUCAUAGAGGAAAAGUCUAAAGACGUCAUUGAUUUGUAAAAAUGAUUCGUUAUGUAAUAACACUAAUAGGUUUCCUCCCAAAAGGAGUAAAAUUGCUACUAUUGUACGAACCGAGUAAAUAAAGGUUGUUUACACAGUCUGAGACUGACAUAUCAUUUGUAAAAUAAA
Molecule: messenger RNA, 2170 nt
Organism: Clarias gariepinus (North African catfish)
Lineage: Eukaryota; Metazoa; Chordata; Actinopteri; Siluriformes; Clariidae
Product: dual specificity protein phosphatase family protein
Exons: 3
Coding region: 221-775 (184 amino acids)
Biological process (GO): protein dephosphorylation; negative regulation of MAPK cascade
Cellular component (GO): cytoplasm
Molecular function (GO): protein tyrosine/serine/threonine phosphatase activity; MAP kinase phosphatase activity
Source: RefSeq, a predicted model, not a curated record